This is a messenger RNA of Haliotis rubra (blacklip abalone), 1348 nucleotides long. RefSeq names its product tRNA N(3)-methylcytidine methyltransferase METTL6-like. Lineage: Eukaryota; Metazoa; Mollusca; Gastropoda; Lepetellida; Haliotidae. The transcript is spliced from 5 exons. The record is from RefSeq and is a predicted model, not a curated record. Bases 293 to 1306 code for a protein of 337 amino acids.
CUGUCUGCUAAUAUUGUCAGUUACCAUUUGCACUGAUCAGCGUCUGUUCCAGAGUAAAACGAAUCAUCAUCAGUGGUAUCCUCAAUUUGGUCUCUGACAAGCUGUUUGUAUUAUCUAGCUGAUAUAUGUGAUAUGUGAUAUAUAUAUAUACUAACCGCCAAGUCCUAGCCGAACGAGGUCGAUUUCACAAGUUAGGGAAAUUCAAAUUGCAUGUUUCAGUGAUGUCAUAUAAAACAAACUUGAGGAAGUAAAGGCCAGUGACUACCAAUCAGAUAGACCACAAGACAAAGGCAUGGCAGCAGAAAAUUUCACUAAAUCUGAUGGUGAUUCUCAAAGUGGACUUGAACUAAUGAUUGGUCACCAAGCAAGAACUCUCACACCUGAAGAGACAGCAAAGCUUGAUAAAGACCAGACCCUUGUUUCUGAAUUUAAGCAGAGGAAGUUUGAACUUGAUGCACAAAAGAAUUGGGAUUUGUUUUAUAAACGGAAUACAACCAAAUUCUUCAAGGACAGACACUGGACAAAAAGAGAGUUUUCAGAACUGAUCAGUGAGAAACAGGACUACUGUGUGAAGACUGUACUGGAAGUUGGUUGUGGUGUUGGCAACUUCAUUUUCCCCCUCCUGGAGGAGGACAAAAAUUUGUACUUUCAUGCCUGUGAUUUCUCCAAGAGAGCCGUGGAAUUUGUCAAGUCUCAUCCCCAAUAUGAUGCUGCUCGCUGCAAUGCCUUCCAGUGUGACCUGACUGCCGAUGACCUCCGUGACAACGUGCCGCCGGACACGGUAGAUGCUGUGUCCAUGAUCUUUGUGUUGUCAGCCAUACACCCAGACAAGAUGCUUGCAGCUCUCCACAAUGUCUUCCAGGUGACCCGGCCUGGGGGGUGCAUCUUGUUCCGAGACUAUGGAUUGUACGACUAUGCAAUGCUGAGAUUUGCCCCAGGACAUAAACUGUCAGACCACUUCUACGUGAGGCAAGAUGGCACGCGGGCAUAUUACUUCUCUUUAGAAAAGCUUGAGGGUAUGAUGACGUCUGCAGGUUUUACUGUCAGCAGGAACGAGUAUGUCAAGCGAGAGACUGUCAACAAGAAAGAGGGAAUAUGUGUUCCACGGAUAUUUGUUCAGGGAAAAUUUGUGAAACCGAUAGCUACAUCUGUGGAUACUGACAAACAAUCUUUGAUCACCUCCACAAACUCUGACAAUACUCCAACAUUGUGUGAAGCUACAUUCACCUCCACAAACUCUCAGGAUACUCUGCCAGAUUGUGAUAUUAGCGACUCGUCAGACAAAUCCAGUGAACACAUCACCUAACGUUUGUUUUGUACCAUAGAAUAAAUGUGUUUGUAAUUGUCA